Myotis brandtii (Brandt's bat) is the source of this 2602-nucleotide messenger RNA. It is a transcript of the gene DTX3L, whose product is annotated as deltex 3 like, E3 ubiquitin ligase. NCBI's taxonomy places the organism in Eukaryota, Metazoa, Chordata, Mammalia, Chiroptera, Vespertilionidae. The transcript has 4 exons. The coding region runs from base 1 to 2073 and encodes 690 amino acids. Gene Ontology annotation, biological process: protein ubiquitination; Notch signaling pathway. The record is from RefSeq and is a predicted model, not a curated record.
AUGCAUGCUCAUCUUUACUCUCAAGUGCACAGGGCUGAAAGGAUAAAGUUGGAGGGAGGAUUAUUUGACAUCACUCCCUUGUUUGUGUGUGUGUUUAAUGUCUCCACUGAAGCUAAGAAGGGAGUGUUGGAAAAAGCAGAGCACCAAAUUCUGGUUGAUGACAAACUUGUGAAUAUUUUCCUGGAACGCACUGAAAAUUCAGUAGAGAAGAAUGGAAUGUCUCAAGUGCAAACACAAUCACAAGGGGCAAGGUCUGGUGAGAAGCAUCCAAAUGAAGAACAUAUUCCUCAUUCUGUGGAUUCCUGUGUCCAAAAGAUCUUCCUUAAUGUCACAGCUGACCUGAACUGUAACCUGUUCUCUAAAGAGCAGAGGGAACACAUAACCACUCUUUGCCCCAAUGUCAAAAGAAUGGAGGGCUCCGAUGGAAUUGAGAAGGUGUGUGGUGACUUCAGAGAUAUUGAAAAAAUACAUGGCUUCUUGAGUGAGCAACUCCUAAAAAGUGAGCAGAAACAGGAAUCAGCCCCUUUGACAACAGAGAGGGAGCCACUCCAUCAGCAGGACCAGAACAGCUGUGUUUCUCCCUCUGAACCAAGAACAAAGUCAGAAGGAAAAGGCAGUUGUUACACAGUUCCCUUGCCUUUAUUUGAAUACUUCAAAAAUAUCUACCCUGAAAAAAUAAACUCGAUAGAGAAAAGAUUUGGUGUAAAAAUAAAAAGCCAGGAGAGUUCUCCGAAUAUGGUCUCCUUUUACUUCACCUCAAGUCAAUCAGGUGACCUCAGAGCAGCCGAAGAAACUUUUUUCAGUGAAUUUCAGAGAAGCAUAGGAAAUAUGAAGCUGGAAUGUGUGGCAUUAGCAGACAAGAAGCAGGCAAAUAAAGUCAAUCAGGGAUUUUAUCAUCACCUUAAAAAGCUUUUUAUAAAGGAGGACGAAGGAGAAUUACCUCUCCCUGUGACCCAAGAUGACAUUUCAGCUGACGGACAUUUUCUUGUCCCCCAAAUCUCUGAAAGUCUUGUCAAGGUACCUGUGAAAAUAUUGCUUCCUGCGUGCAUGACGAAUGGAAUUGAGGUUGACACGGCUCACUAUAAGUUUUUAGAAGCUGAAUUAGUCCAGGAGAUAUCAGAGAUAGAAAAAAAGUACAACACUCAAAGUAAGAUUUUGGGGAAAGGUCAUAGAACCUGCAUUCUAUUUGAACCUAAGGACAAGGAGUUAGAUCUGUCUGUGCAUGCUUAUGCAAGUUUCAUUGAUGCCUAUCAGCAUGUUUCUUGUCAGCUGAUGAGGGAAGUUGUUCCUUUGGCCAAGGAGAGAAAGGACUUAUAUGGGAUCAAGUUUGCUGAUAACUUUAAAAAAAGGCAUCCAGGUGUAGACUUUGUGCUAACUCAAGGAUCAAUUACUUUUAUUGGAUUGCCAAAUCACAUCGCAAAGGCAAAACAAUAUGUCUUAAAAACAGGGGGGAUGUCCCCAUUAGCUGGAGAGAAAUCCAGUGAGGAUCAUGAAACACCCAUGGACGUUGAUAGUAAUGAUUCAGAAACAUUUUUACCAACAUCCCAGCACUCUGCCAGUUCUGGGGCAUCAGGAAUGAACAAGGAAGAGGAUAUGUGUGUCAUCUGUAUGGAGCCCAUUAAUAACAAGUUAGUGCUACAAAAGUGCAAGCACAAAUUCUGCACCCCUUGUAUCACCGAAGCCAUGACAUAUAAGCCAGUCUGUCCUGUGUGCCAGACUGUUUAUGGUGUCCAGAAAGGGAACCAGCCAGAGGGAACGAUGUCUGUCAAUUAUGUAAGAGAUUCGCUUCCAGGUUAUGAAACCUAUGGCUCCAUCGUGAUUAAUUACAAUAUGAGAGGAGGCAUACAAACAGAAGAGCACCCAAACCCAGGAAAGCCAUAUUCUGGAACAAAGCGAACUGCAUUCUUGCCUAAUAACAAGGAAGGAAAUGAGGUUUUGACACUGCUUAAAAAGGCCUUUGCCCAAAAGCUAAUUUUCACAGUGGGGGAUUCUCGAGUUUCAGGAAUGUCAAACGUCACUACAUGGAAUGAUAUCCACCACAAAACCUCCAUGAUCGGGGGACCAGAAAUGUGAGAACAUUUUGAAAUACAAUGAUUGCCAAACAGAGUUUAGAGGUUGUAAGCUAUGGCAAUUUGAGGAUAUGGCUGUAAGGGACUAUUUAUAGAAGUGGGAUUGGGUACAGCAUUUUGAGAGAGGUUAAUCUCAAAGGCAGAAAGAUUGGUUCCCAUCACCUUCUAACUGUAUGAUACCACAAAGUAUCAUACAUCGAAAGGCAAGGGUCUUCAGAAUCCAAGAUCAAUGAUAUCUCAGAUGACUUGAUUUGAGGUUUCCUGUUUAUUUGAAGGGUAGAUCCUAAGAUUGUUAUUUACUUUGCCUUCUUUUAAGAUCAUCCUUACACCCCCUCCUCCCAUCGGUCCAUAGAGAUUCUUAAUUUACUUGGCUAAUAGUACCCUAGAAAUGCUCUUAUUUAAUGUUGUGAAAAUUGUAUUGUAGGCAACCCAAUUGUUCUUAGUGAAAUUCAGAUAGAAUAUCUCAGAUCCUUAAUAUUCAAAAGGGUCCUGAGAUUUUUGCAAAUUCUCCAAAUUUGAAAAUCCUCCAGUAG